Oncorhynchus mykiss (rainbow trout) is the source of this 1959-nucleotide messenger RNA. RefSeq names its product homeobox protein Hox-B10a. Lineage: Eukaryota; Metazoa; Chordata; Actinopteri; Salmoniformes; Salmonidae. Gene Ontology annotation, molecular function: DNA-binding transcription factor activity, RNA polymerase II-specific; RNA polymerase II cis-regulatory region sequence-specific DNA binding. The record is from RefSeq and is a predicted model, not a curated record. Gene Ontology annotation, cellular component: nucleus. Gene Ontology annotation, biological process: regulation of transcription by RNA polymerase II.
AGCUGCUCGCCAGACUCUUUUCGCGAAAAUAUGUCCUAGCAAUGUCAUGCUCUGAGAGAUUCGUUUUCACGGCGUCCUUGGUUAACUCUUUCGUGGACUGUCGUCCAAAGGAGCCCCCCUCUGUCGCCCACCCUGACCCGGACCGCAGAGUCCAACAUAACUGGGGUUCCGUGCCAAACACGGCCAUACCCGGGACAAUGAACCAGCACCAGACGUUGCAGCCGCAAGAAGCUAUGGCUCAGCCUCGAUACCAAUACCACCAGGGAAUACUGAACUGGGACGAGCCACACUUGAGCCCGGUCCGAGUGCCGCAGGUCAGUGCGUGCCCUUAUAGCGCGUCAAACAGAAAAGACGACUCCUCCUAUUUGCUGCUGGAACCGGACAACCACUCAAAACCGUCACCAGACGUGUCUGCCUUCACCAGACUAAUGUCAGAGAUGGGCUCCAUGACGGGUGGUUCUGGUCCAAUUCAGGGCUACUUCCGCCCGGAGCAGUCAUGCUCCGGGUUCAAAGUCCAGGAGUACAACAACAGCGUGCACGGCUUGCCCACGACCAAUCCACCGCGCACUCCCCACUCAGUCUCGAGCCAUUUGUACCACUUGAGCUUCCCGGUGCUGCCAUAUCCAGACACUGACAUCAAGCGCGUUAUUGAUGACUUAGCGUUGGGCAGCAGUGAGUGUCCAGCCCAGAGAAGCGAUAGCAGCAGCAUCACCCUGGCCAGCAGUCAGACCAACACGGAAGACUUAGUCAUAGGUUUACGGCGAGACAAGCCCCCAUCAGACUUACCCAAGGGCGAUAAAGGUCCCAGACAGGAGUCGCAAGAGGAUGCAACAUUAGAAAAUGAUGCAACCUGUGGAUGGCUGUGGGCGAAGGCGGGGAGGAAGAAGCGCUGUCCUUACACCAAAUACCAAACACUGGAGCUGGAAAAGGAGUUCCUCUUCAACAUGUAUCUGACUCGCGAUCGCCGCCUGGAGAUCGCUCGCAGUGUCAACCUCACUGACCGUCAAGUCAAAAUCUGGUUCCAGAACCGCCGCAUGAAGAUGAAGAAGAUGACACGGGAACACAGAACCAGGGACUCGGUCACACAUUUCCCAAUCUGAUUCCUCACAAACAUGGUGUGCAGAGACAGACCUACAUGGACGUGACACGAGAUGACGCAACGUCAAUAAUAGGAUGGACCAUAUACUGAAGGAUGUGGUAGAGGCCCUGAUCUGAAGGAUGACCUGGAUGAAAGUACUAUCUAUGUCCUAUACACUUUGCAUGAGGAUGUGGUGGCUGUUACCGGUUACACUUUAGUUUUUCCAUGAAGGAGACAUAUCGGCGAAGAUUUUUUUUCUCCAUACCCCUGUCCCGCAACACCCUUCAUAAAAGCACUUUAUUUGAUUAUUGUCUUGUAGUUGUUUGUUGAUAGCUCAAUAGAAUGAUUGCAACGUUGCUUAAUUUGUAUUUUUGCCAGACAUAGGCUACUGUCUUGAAUCGAAGACUAUUGUUUACAGUUCAUGCUAGGCUAUGGGAAGCCAAUUUGAAAGGAUCACUUUUAUUUAUAACGUGAGCACUAUUUUAUUUAUUUGCGGAAGCAAUUGUAUUUGUAAGCUUUGAAAAAUGUGCACCAGUAAGCACAAUAUUUUGAACUUCAAUUUUGUAAAAUAGGAAGGAUUUAAAACAUUAUUUCUUGUUUAUACGGAGUCCUUUUUCAGAUAGCUUGACUUGAAACAAAGAGUGUGUUGAUUACAAUAAUGCAUGAUUGGAUGUAUAAAAAACAAACAAAUGUUUUCUAAAUGAGAGCAUUUGAAUUAAAGGUUACUCUUUCUGUGAAAUAGGGAAACGUUUUCUUACGCACAUGAGCCCUUGACGUUCCAAAAGGCAAGCCUGGGAUAUAAUAUAUAUUUUUGUCUUGUAUUAUCAAUGUUUGUUUUUAUAUAGUUUCGCCUAUCACUUCUGCUUGAAUAAAUAUUCCCC